AUGGGUCGUGUUAAACUGGAGAUAAAGAGAAUAGAAAACAACACAAAUCGACAAGUUACAUUCUCAAAGCGUAGAAAUGGGCUCAUUAAGAAAGCCUAUGAGCUUUCCAUCCUUUGUGACAUUGAUAUUGCUCUCAUCAUGUUCUCUCCCUCUGGUCGUCUCAGCCAUUUCUCGGGCAGAAGAAGGAUUGAGGAUGUGUUCACUCGUUUCAUCAAUCUCCCUGAUCAAGAAAGAGAACAAUCUUUACAUCCUACAGAGAAGGGCAGGCAUUUUGAUAUUCAAAACAAAGAGCAUUUGCUUAGGACCUUACAGCAACUAAGGAGUGAAAAUGACAUUGCUCUUCAAAUUGCCAAUCCGACGGCUGUUAACUCUGAUAUCGAGGAACUUCAACAGGAAAUUGGUAGAUUACAGCAACAACUACAAAUGGCUGAAGAACAGAUAAGGGUAUAUGAGCCUGAACCAACAAAAAUCGCAUCUAUUGAAGAGCUCGAAUCCUGUGAGAAAAAUCUAGUUGAUACCAUGACACGUGUUAUGCAGAGAAAGGAAUAUUUGCUGAGCAACCAUCUAUCUACUUAUGAUCCAUCCAGUUUACAGCAAGGGAUCACAGCCUCUUUCGAAAAUGAAGUCGUCAAUUGGAUGCCGGAUGGUGGACACAGCCAUGGACAUAUUUUUGAUGCAUCUACUUCUCUUAGUCAACUAAGGGAGCUAUCAUCCACAGUGUAUGAUCCCUUUUCGCAAGGAACAAGCUCAAACACGGACCCACGCAGCAUGGGCACAAACCCAAGUGAAGGAAACUUCACAUCUUGGUCUCAAGCCUACAACUCAACCGGGCACCAGCACCAGCAACAGCACCACCACCACUCCACCGCUCUCUUGUCACCGACUUUAUUCCCUCACAUUCAGCAUGGAAUGGUGGGACCAGAUAUAUCUGAGAUGAUGCGACAAGAGCAAGUGGAGAUCCCAUUAAAUGGCUCGCAUGUUCAAGUGGACAAUGAAGUUGCAAAUUAUGACUCCAAAGUUCAUCAGCUUAAUAAUAUGCAAUGA
Molecule: messenger RNA, 1044 nt
Organism: Quercus robur (English oak)
Lineage: Eukaryota; Viridiplantae; Streptophyta; Magnoliopsida; Fagales; Fagaceae
Product: agamous-like MADS-box protein AGL104
Exons: 12
Coding region: 1-1044 (347 amino acids)
Biological process (GO): positive regulation of transcription by RNA polymerase II
Molecular function (GO): RNA polymerase II cis-regulatory region sequence-specific DNA binding; DNA-binding transcription factor activity, RNA polymerase II-specific; protein dimerization activity
Source: RefSeq, a predicted model, not a curated record